Salarias fasciatus (jewelled blenny) is the source of this 1388-nucleotide messenger RNA. RefSeq lists its product as uncharacterized. Lineage: Eukaryota; Metazoa; Chordata; Actinopteri; Blenniiformes; Blenniidae. The coding region runs from base 66 to 1070 and encodes 334 amino acids. Gene Ontology annotation, biological process: immune response-regulating cell surface receptor signaling pathway. Gene Ontology annotation, molecular function: signaling receptor activity. The transcript is spliced from 7 exons. The record is from RefSeq and is a predicted model, not a curated record. Gene Ontology annotation, cellular component: plasma membrane.
AGAGUGGGUGGGAACUCAACACAAAGUUUGAUGGAAUAUUAAUUCUUUCUUCGCUUGGAUGCAGAAUGGCUUGUUUUUAUGUUCCAGGUUUGUUUCUAUUGAUCCUGAUUAUUGUCUCAUCAGAAUGCAGCGAUAUCCAAACUGUGACUGCGGAUGAUGCUGUUACUCUCUGUAGAUUUAAUUCAAGUGAAAUCGAUACAGGAGGCAGAGUCAAGGUGGCAAAUUACACCUCAGACAAAAAAGCCAUGGUCAUCUUUGAGUGGCCCAAACAGGCUCAACAAGCUAAACGAUUGUCAUGGAAGCCUGAUGGAAAUGGACUGAUGUGUCUUCAUCUGAAAAACGUACAAAAAUCUGAUGAAGGGACGUACAGCUGUGAAAUGUGGCGAGGAUGGGAUCGUGUCCGGGUGACAAACAUGACUCUGAAAGUAAAAGAUUGCAAAAGCCUUUCUGCAGUGAAAGCAAAACUAGACUCAUCCUUCAGGCUGCAGUGCUCUGUGGACAUCACACCAGAGAAGCAAAGACCACAAAAUGUCUCCUGGGCAAAGCUGAAAGGACGUCACCAUGAACCUGUUGACUCUCGGAGGGUUGGACCAGACAACACAUUGAUAUUCCAGACUGUGAGUUACAGUGACAGUGGCUGGUAUCGGUGUAAUUACGUUCUUGGAACAACUAAGCGCUGCGUUGACGUCCGUCUAAAUGUCCAAGAAGCAGAUGACACCUCUGAAGAUAAAACAGCCACGAUCAUCCCAAACACCCCAACAGACACUCAGCAAGGAUCACACCAGGAAGCUGAGCACAGUGCGACUGUGAUCGCAGUGGUACUCUCUGUUGCUUUUGGGUUGACGAUUGCUACCGUAUUUGGAGUGUUCUUUUACCGCAGACAACAAAGGAGGAAAGUAACGGCACAGCGUCAGACUGCAGGGAGACAUAUGGAGACUGUGGACAUCUAUAUACCUUUGACUCCGCCACAAUCACGGGAUCCUGCAAACUAUCGCGUCAGCAGUCUUUAUGAGGAUGAAGAGAUGAAUACCUGUGAGUACACAUCUAAAGUCAUAAUCACGGGUCUUUGAAAUCAUACUGGACUGAAACAUGGAACUAAAAUCAUUUUCUCUUCUUCAUCACAGUUUACUAUUAGAUGUUCUAUCCCGCCUCUGGAAAAAGAAGAUCCUCGUUGCACAGAGUCAGUUUGUGUAACAUGCAGCAUGUCUCUUAGGAGUCUUGUAUUAUUGCAUGUAAUCAUCUGAAUUGGACGAAUGAAAUGUUUGUCAUAUCAUUUCUGAAAAAUGUUGAUCAUAAUAAGGGAAGUUGUAAAUGUCAGUCAACAAAUAUUUCUUCUUGUUACAAGAGGAUUUGCUAUUUCAAGCAGAGGUCUACAAAACCCUAGUUAU